UAAACCGAGCCGCACGGUAUGAUUGGUUUGGUGUUUGGGGUUUAGUGGCGAAAAAUGUGGAAUUUAAGAUAGGAAAAGUGGGCAUUUGUGUUUAUACAGUGUACCUAGUAAUGAAAUAAAACAGUGAUCUGAAGUCUAACAUUAUUUAAAAAAACAAUUAACUGAAGCAUCCUUGAUACGAUAUCCAAGAUGUUGAAAAGAAGGAGUAUAUGCCUAGCUGCCGGUGUCUUCGCAGCGACAUGGGUAAUUUCUGUCGCUCAAGAGCACGGGCCGCUGCCCCCUUCGCCGUCCCCGCCACUGCAUAUAACGACCACAGAGAGAACGGCGUUACAAGGCAACUUCUGGCAAGGAUUCCUCGCUUCGUUGUCAGUCGUCAUCGUCUCAGAACUAGGAGACAAAACGUUCUUCAUAGCAGCGAUAAUGGCGAUGAAACAUCCAAGAAUCAUAGUUUUCGCUGGAGCUAUUUCGGCCCUUGUGUUCAUGACGAUACUAUCGGCUGCUUUCGGCUGGAUUGCCACCGUUAUCCCAAGAGUGUACACGUACUACGUCAGCGCGGCCUUGUUCGCGAUAUUCGGCAUCAAAAUGUUGAGGGACGGCUGGAAAAUGGACCCAAACGAAGGUCAGGAGGAGUUGGAGGAGGUGCAGAGUGAAUUAAAAAGAAGAGAGGAUCAGGAAGAGAAAGAGGAGACCCUUGACAUGCUGGAGCAAGGUCAAGCGGAGAACAAGCGGAGGAAACGUAAUGCGAUACUGAAAGUGCUGCUACAAGCCGCCACAUUGACUUUCUUGGCUGAAUGGGGAGACAGGUCGCAGCUAGCCACGGUUGUGCUGGCGACAAGAGAAGACGCUGUUGGCGUUGUAGUCGGGGGGUCGCUCGGACACGCGCUGUGCACGGGCUUGGCUGUGAUAGGAGGAAGAAUGGUGGCGCAGAAGAUAUCUGUGAGGACUGUUACAAUAAUUGGUGGUAUUGUGUUCCUGUUCUUUGCAGUGAGUGCUCUUUUCGUUGGUCCCGGCGAAUAAUAAAACAUUGUGUGUAAAAAAACACAUGUGCGUGACAAUAUAUACGUUUUAAUAAUAAUAAUAAUAUUAUAAUAGGUAUUUAUACCUUUGCUAAUCUCAUUCGUUUUUGUGCACAGUACAACAGUGUGUUUAUUUCGAAUACGGCAACAUCGGUUAAUGUCAGAUUUUUGACAGCGACAUGUGUUUGAUAGGUUUUACAAAAAAAAAAAAAAAAUACAGCCUUCGAACGUUUGAAAAAAGAUGUGUGAUAUAGACAUAUAUGGGAAUGUUGGUAAUGUAGAUUUUAGACUAAAGCGAAUCGAGAGUGCUGUCAGUGAAACUGUUGAUCUGACGGAUUGCAGUAAUGAGACGACGGAUAUCUAACUGGAAACUCGUCAUUUUGCGGAGCUGAUGAGCUUUAUUAAGUGGGGAAGAGUGGGGCUUAGUCAGUCAGCUACUUUAAGCUUUAUCUUCAGUGUUCCGAUUAGAUUACAUCUAUUAGAUUAUGUGUACGAAAUGUAUGGCUUAUGAAAAGAAAGAAAUCAUUUAAAAUUGUACACGUCUUACUCAAGGGCGGAUCCAGCUUUGGCGCCAGGAGGGGGUCACAUAGUCGUGGGCAAGUUAAGAACUUAUAAUUUAAUUUUGUUAACAAUAGAUAAUAAAUAGAUCAUGAUGUUCUUCACUUAGUCCAAGUUAGUUCAAGUCCUGGAACUAGCUCAGGGGGGGGGUCAUGACCCCCAUGACCCCUCCCCCCUGGAUCCGCCGUUGGUCUUACUAAAACCACUAUUCAGAGUUUAAUCUUGCGUUUUUAAUUGUCAUUGUAUUAUUAAAAAAAUAAAAUAGAGGGUAGUUAAUAAAAUAUUUAAAUAGCGACGAAUAAUAUACAGUAAUGAAUUGGAAACGUCAGAAAUGAUAUAGAAUGGCAAUAAAAAAUGCAAGAUUAAAUCGUAAAUGCAGUUUUCAUUGUGCCUCCAACUACACAACAAAAAUACUAUGAUGUGGAAAUGAAUAAUAUCAAAAAUCUUCAAAACCGUCGACUUUGCUGGGUUGGGCAAUGCGUUUCGUCGGAUGGCCACCCUCAUUACGUAUGAUUACCCUCAUGUGACGUCACUAGUGGCUAUUCAGCUUUCCGUGAUUUCACUGCAUCACGAUUCACAUAUUAAUUUAGCUAAAAAGCCUUUAGAACUACUCAUAAAUUGCUUUGUUAUAAGUGUGUACGUUUCUCAUCUAUAUCUUUGUUAUUCGAAUUUAAUCAUUACGGUGCCGUUGACAUUGUUAAUGUACAAGUAAAAACGAAGAUAGUCGUAGAACAAAACUCCAUUAACAUAUAUUAGAAAGAAAAAACGAAAACCGGUUUCGUGGUGAUUAAGUUUAAUUAAAAGAGCAUACCGUCUUGAAAACUGGACGAAUUCGGCAAAAGGACAAAUUCGAUAUGCAAAACUUUUAUCUUUCGUGUCGGUACAAUUUAGAUAAUACGUUUCGAUAAAGGCGCCUGAAGUGUGUCGCCUCUUUAGGAACAAGAUGUAGGUACUCUUGUAAACGAUUGUGAAAAGAUAAUAAUUUAAGUACGUUGUUCACGUGCGUAUCGUCGUGACGUCACCGCAGGCGUGCGAACGAGACAGCGCUCUACAAUUCCGAACGGGAGCCGAUCAUGGCCGAACGCCCUUUUGUCGUAUAACGAAGCGUGUCACUUUUUCACUGUAAUAAUCAGAAUUGAUCAAAUAAGCAAAUCGCGGAAAGUGUCCCAAAUUAUUUUGAAGCUAUCCUAUCUAUACGUGUUACCAGCUUGUUUAGAAGUGAAAUUCAAUAACGCUAAAUUUGCCUCCCAUCUAUUUUAAUGUAUUGGACCGAUGAUCGAUCCUAUUCUUGACAUGGGCACGUACGGUACCUCGUGACAAACAGACAGGAUAGUAGUACCUAAUCGUGCGAGCACUUAUGCUUAAGUACAGAAUCCGGCGAUAAAUAUUUCACAUCGACAUUUGGAAAGAGACAAUUGGCUAAUUGUAGCUUCGUAGAGCGCUGUCUUUGUCGCACGAAACACUAACAAACAGUUCGGUGUCUAUUAGGGUCGCACACUGCCUUACUUGAAGAACGACUGACAAACGUCAAAUAGGUAUUGUGCGAAAGAGAUGCAUAAAUUAGCAGUUUGUCUCUUUCCAAAAGCCGAUGAGUAACAUUUAUCGCCGGGUACAGUAAUGAUUGAUCAUACUAUUGUUGGCUCGUCUUUUGUAAAUCUGUUGUAAAAUCAACGAUUUAUUGCUGAAAGAAUUAUUUUACGGUGGAAAAUAACAUGUAAAACGACUUUAAAAUACAAUUUGGCGAUAGCGAGUUUUGAGUGUUGCUAUAUUCGUCGGUCUUCGUCAGAUCUGCCCAAUUUUUCGGGACUUUAUUUCCCUACACAUAUCUAUGUAAAGUCUCUGGUAAAUAAACUGUGUUGAGUAUGAGAUCAUGUUAAAAUAUAUAAUGCUUAUAUCUGUGAUGUUUUUAUCAAUAGUUUUAAUACUAAAAUAAUAUGUAUACGUAUUUUUUUUUAUUAUUAUUUGUAUAACUGUUUGUUGUAUAUACGAACUAUUCUGCUUACUCUGGGCUACCUUCGCCAAGAAUGACGCUACCUGUAGGCAUUAUCGAGAAGAAAAUACUUUUUCAGACAUAAACUCUUUACGCCUAUACGUAAUUUUAUUCUGGCGGUAAGCGAACACUACGCGAGUGUUACACGUUAAAUUGAUAACAACAUUUAAUUAAGAAAAGAUAAAUAUAUCGCACCUUUAAAAUCGAAAUGGCUUAAUCAAUAAUUUUAAGAAAAUGAGUUUUAUACUUUGAGCGACUUAUAAAUAUGUAUUUUCUAUCAGAUUAUAAAAUUGAAUUUUAAUUUUAGUCUAGAAAAGACAAACUACACUUUUCGCCCCCUUCUAAAUCAAGCGCAUACUUUAAGCUUUAAGGUGUGAAUUUUAAGGGUUAAAGUAUUAAAAUCAAAAUUGGAAAAGACUACAAUUCUUCAAUUACAUUUUUGGCGUUUACCAAAAAACAAGAAUUUUGGAUUAAAGCACUUUAAUUCUAAAGGUGAUAUAUAUAAAUAAAUAUAUGUAUAGUAUAGUCUUAGUACGUUCAUUUCUUUAACCCGCAAUGAAUGAUAAAGUCAGUGGUCAACCGCGCGUUUCUUUGUGACCGUUAUAUGUCGCGCAUCAGCUGAUUUUGCUGAUACAUUAUAAUUAAUGCAAGUAAUUUUAUCUUACUCAUACCAGAUCAUUUAAAAAUCAUUACGAUCGGAAAUAACUUUUUAUGUUAAGUAACGCGAUCAUAUAAUUAUGGAUUCUUAAACCCUUUGACUGCCCUGCGGUGCUGUACUGAAGUAAUGAUGUCGAUUUCUGUUACUAGAGGCCCUAUUAUAUUUGCCUAUUUUUGCCUUAUUUUAUUGUUUAAUGUAUGUUUUAGUCUUUUAGGUCUAUUAUAUAUAGAUUUAUUCUAAGUACCUUUGGAUUCGUCUUUCUCAGAUUCUACUAGAUAUUCCGGCGUCUUUUUUUUUCUCCUACCUAUGCUGAUAGCCUUUAGAGGCUACUUCAGCUUCGCCCUAACGUAUAGGUGAGCUCGCAGGGGCUCAAACCUGAUGACGUUGCUAACACCGGCCCUAGCAAGCUGAAGUGCUUCGCAGAAUCUACCACCGGAUCGGAAACGCGACCCACUGAGAAGAUCCGGCCAGAAACUCAGUGGGCUGUGUUUGUGGGUUAAUUUACUCGUCGAGUCCUUCGUCGCAAGCGGCGUCUUAGUAAGAAGAGCGAAGAAAGAAAUCGACAUAAUUCCUUUAGUGCGUCACGUAGGACACCAGUUACGUACAUGGCAGUCGAAGGGUAAAGACGUAAAUGAGAAUUAAAAAAAAAAGAGAUUGAAGUGUUUUUUUUUUCUGGAAAUAUACGCAGGACUGCGUGUAAUUAUUGUAGUAAUCGAGUGACUCGACAAGGAGUAUCGAAUGUGUGCGUUUUUAACGUUCUCGAUAGCGUAAAAGUUAACUCAAAUUCGUAUGCAGUUGGAACAGCGCCCCUAGCCGCAAACGUAGGCAAACGUUCCAACUCCACUGAGUUAACUUUUACGCUAUCGAGAACGUUAAAAAACUCGCACUAAGCACACUGAUGUAUUUUUAAAUGAUAACCAAAUCCGUGUUUGACGAAUCGAGAAAAAUUUGUCUCUCACGAAUGCGAGGCGACUGUACAGUUUUGAAUUUGACCUUUUAAAACAGCUCCUAAUUCAUAUAUCGCACACACAGUGCCAUAACGUCACUUAUGCAAAUUAUAUAAUUUUUGAGGUGAAGAAUUUGAAAAUUCAACAUCUUAUUACAGUUAUAAAUAGUUCUUCUUGACUAAAGAAUUUUUAUUUUUAUUGCAUAGGUUGGGGGAAGAGAAUCAGUAGAAACAAACACGUCACUAAUCUAUAUAUAUAAAAGAAAGUCGUGUUAGUUACACUGUUUAUAACUCAGGAACGGCUGAACUGAUUUGGCUGAAAAUUGGUGAGGAGGUAGCGUAAAACCAGGAGAAGGACAUAGGAUACUUUUUAUAACGUUCCCGUGGGACGCGACAUAAAACGUGGUAUAACAAAACGCAACUGAUAUGGAAUAACAAAACGCAACUGACAGCUAAACGUAAUAUAUUCUAUGGUUUAAUUAUAGUAGAAUUUUGAAGUGACUUUUUGGCGGGAACGCGAGCAGUGAAGUUGUGUGAUUUGUUUUAUUUUGUCUAUUUAGUGUUUCUUCAGGUUUAAAUGUGUAAUAACGGUGGUUUAUUAACCGUUUAAUAUCUGUGAAAGUCCACAAAUGUGGGAAAAUGAAACAAAGCUGCUGAACGUAACUUCUCGGGUUCCUCCAAAAAGUCCACUGAAAAAAUCUCAGUAAAUGACCACCAUUUUACUGCGAUUAUAUUUCAUCCCAUAUCAUUUCAUUUCAUUAAAUUUCAUCCCAGUUGAUUAAUGUCUCAAAUUAAUCAUCUUCAUUUCAUUUCACUCCAUAUUAUCAUUUUUCAUAAAAUUAAGAAUAUAAAGUAAAAUAAGACAUGACUUAAGGUCUAAGUUACCAGGUCAUAAAAUCUCUUAAAAAAAAAAAGAAUUUUGAAGUUGACCGGUUGAUGUGUUUGAAACAAACCGUGUGGCGGAACAAAGUUCGCCGGGUCCACUAGUAACUAUUAAAAAUGGAUUUUCAUUUUAACAAGAAUCGUAUAAGUGUAUAAUUGUAUAGCUCUGUAUGUGCGAUAUGUCAAAAUAUUUUAUGUUACAUAGAUGCUGUUAGUUCUAAUUUUAUGCUAAAUAUUAUUUGAUUUUUAGAUAUAAGCCUUGUGUAGUGGACCUCAAGGAUAGAUUUAAUUUGCUAUUUUUGUACCAAUAGUGGAGUUUUAAUAUGUUUGUUGGUUCAUGUCGAAUACUUUUGACUUUGAUUAGUUGAAUUGUCCGGUGUUAUUGUCACAACACGAAUAAAUGGGAAACCCGGAAGGUUCUAAUUUUUCAAAAGUACCGCGUUGAUUUACGAAAACCCGACUGUAGUUCGCGUUGAGUGACGUCAGAUGUGGUCAAUAUUUGCGGCCAGCCAACCACAGAUCAUACACAACGAUAAGUCUCGUGACGUCAUACGUUUGUUUUUUAUUUAGUUCGUUGUGGAUUAAAGUUCGAAUUAUUAGAAUAUUUAUAUCAGUGAUAUAUCAAUUAAUGUUCCACAAAAAGUGAUUGAAUCAUUGUUUUAAUUUCGAUGCCUCCAAUGAACACUACUCUAACUAAAAAUUUCGAAAUUUUCGUUUUUCUUGCAAAUCGCUUAACUAUGUUAAAAGUAUUACAAUUAAUCAUUAUUGAUGGAGUUCGAAGCAAGAGUAAAUCAGCUAGUUACACAAAAAAAACAUAAAUAUAUCUGCAAUAAUAAAUAUUUUAUCAACUUUUUUCGUUUAAACGCUCCUCCUGUAAAUCUACGAAUUUGGAGUUAGCGUAGUGUUCAUUGGAGGCAUCGAUUUAAUAAAGCCUAUAUUACUUUAAGUUAACAUUUUAUUCAAAAUUACAUGAUCUAUAAUUUUUCCACGGAACCCUAGAACUACAUUUCUAAAAUAAAAGUAGCCUAAGUUAUUCUUUAUACAAUCUGCUAGUUAAUACCUAUCUGUCGAAUUUGUUUUAGCCGUUUCCCGGGAUUUGUAGGAACAAACAGACAGAAAUAUUAUAAGUACGUACCGUAUUUACUUUAGAUGCAUUUGUUGAAGAGCUGUUCUUUUGAUAUUACAAUUAGUAAACAUUUCAAUUUUAUUUCUUUGUAAUACAGAUCGUUAUUGUCUGAUUGCCUAUUUUAUUAGCGAAAAGAUUAGAAAAGUUUUAAUAUAUUAAAAUAAGCAAUAACAUUUUUUGUUUAUGUUAUCUUCAAAUGACGAGUGAUUUAAACUAGAUUGCAUUGUGCCUAAUACCAGUGAAAUUUUAUUUAGAAUCAUUAUUAUUGAAAGAAACAAAAAAAACACUUAUUAUUGUGACGUCAUCUUUGAACCAUUUGGUGAUUUUUUUUUGUUUAUUGCCCAUGUAAUCAGACGAGCAUACGGCCUGAUGGUGAAUGGUUACCAUCGCUAAUAAACAUUAGCAAUGCCAGUGCCAACCAAGCCACUGCCUACAUCUGAUUGCAUUCCGUAAGCCUCGUUUGAAGGUGUUAAGCAGUUACCAUACAUAGCCCAGUUUUAGGCAGCGGCUUGGCUCUGCCCCUGGCAUUGCUGACGUCCAUGAGCGACGGUGACCACUUACCAUCAGGUGGGCCGUAUGCUCGUCUGCCUACAAAGGCAAUAAAAAAAAAUAAAUAAAAUAAUAUCACAGUGUGAAUACAUCUUAAGAUCAUCUAAUUUUUCGUGCUGGAAUUGAGGAUUGCUUCGCGACAAGAAUAGGAUGGUGAAACAUUCCACUGUGAUCAUGCAUUGUCAUUGUCAAGAUAAAAUUUAUUAUCAUGACAAUGACAUGGCGAUAACUUUACGUUACCGAACGAUGUACAGUUUUUAAAUGUAUUGUUUUUUUUUUAACUUAAGUACAAUAAUAUCAUGUAUCACAAUGACAGAUAAGUUUAGUAUGCUUUUGCGAAAUGUUGUUGUUAUAAAAAUGUAAAAAGUAUUAUUUUUUAUUAAGUGAUGAAUAAAAUUGUCUAAAUUUAA
Bombyx mori (domestic silkworm) is the source of this 8135-nucleotide messenger RNA. Its product is annotated as putative divalent cation/proton antiporter TMEM165. Gene Ontology annotation, biological process: calcium ion transmembrane transport; Golgi calcium ion homeostasis; Golgi calcium ion transport. NCBI's taxonomy places the organism in Eukaryota, Metazoa, Arthropoda, Insecta, Lepidoptera, Bombycidae. The coding region runs from base 190 to 1017 and encodes 275 amino acids. The transcript is spliced from 5 exons. The record is from RefSeq and is a predicted model, not a curated record. Gene Ontology annotation, molecular function: manganese ion transmembrane transporter activity; calcium ion transmembrane transporter activity. Gene Ontology annotation, cellular component: Golgi apparatus.